CCACUGCGACAGGUCGAAGACUUAAUAGGUGGCUGGCAUAUUUGAAGGUUCUCUUGAUGUGUGUCAUAUUUGGGGCAGGCGCCGACUUGGCACGUCGGUCGAAAGUACGGGACGUCCAAAAGACCUUCAAAACUCAUAAUUAUGCAGUGGCUAUUCUCCAAGUGCUAUAUUCCUUCCAAGGGUGGGAAAAUGGAACGCUGGUAAAACGCUUAUCCGUCGAAUCAAACGAUCUCUGGUUCUAAAUGCACGACAGGUCGCAGGAGAGAUACAAAGCCAUGAUAUCCUCCGCAAGGGCUUCAUUCGGGCAGUCUGGAUCGUCGGAUUGCUUUACAUGAUCAUCAACAUUGUAUAUGUUAGCAAUAG
Messenger RNA from Paraphaeosphaeria sporulosa, 363 nucleotides. RefSeq lists its product as uncharacterized. The record is from RefSeq and is a predicted model, not a curated record. The transcript has a single exon. NCBI's taxonomy places the organism in Eukaryota, Fungi, Ascomycota, Dothideomycetes, Pleosporales, Didymosphaeriaceae. Bases 57 to 242 code for a protein of 61 amino acids.